AUGACGUCAAACACAAAAUGGAUGUGAGCGAGUCGCGCGGAGGGGAAACGCGGAGCGCGCGAACACGGGCUGAGAUGGAGUCUUUGGUGCACUACAGUAGCCCUGGCCAUGCCAUCUCAAUACUGGGCGUCCUAAAUGAGCAGCGUUUGAGGGGUCAUCUCUGUGAUGUGGUUCUAGUGGUCGGAGAGAACCGCUAUCAGGCUCACAGAAGCAUCCUGGCAGCCAGCAGUGAGUAUUUCCAGUCUCUGUUUUCCAGAAGGGACUCGGAGAACCGUGCAGUCAUCCACCUGGACUUCUGCGAGCCUGAUGCCUUUGAAAUUGUGCUGAACUACAUCUACUCCUCGUCCCUGUUUGUGGACAAAUGCAGCCUGGCUGUCGUACAGGAGCUUGGCUACAGCUUGGGCAUUCCCUUCCUGACUAACAUCAUGUCCACCAGGCCGCAGGUGUCUUAUUGCGUGUCCAGAAAGAGGCUGUCUUUCUCCGAAGAGGACGACGGCGUGUACCCGAAUAGGAGUGUUAUAGUACGCCAAAGUGGGAUGGGUGCCACUCACAGAGGAACUUUCUCAAACUUGCAGGGAAAAGCACCAAAACACACAGACACAACCUCAAACGAGACUCCACCUGCUCAAGCUUUCCGAGAACAGACUCACCUUUCCUCAGGAUACGUCGAACCAAAUGAAAUGGGGACGAAUGUCCCACCUGUUAGCACAAUUGCUAAUGCACAGUCAGAGGAUGGUGACUCCAAACCUAUCAUUUCUUCCCUUCCAUCCAUCCUCAAAGGCCAUGAGUACAGGUCACCCUCUGGAAGGCCGCAGUUGACCUCCUCGGUGUCCUUUAGUGAAUCUGUACAGCUUGCCGGCUUGCACUCUGAUCAUACCGAUGACAAAACUGGAGUGGAAAAGGUGGAACCUAUGUACGAUUCAAAGCCAGUUUCUGGAAGCCAGCACGGUCUGCAUAACCAAACCAUAGACAGGAGUGGGCCGCUCAUUAAAAGCUUGCUGAGGAGAUCCUUGUCCAUGGACAGUCCGGUCCCUGUAUUCUCUCCGGUUUUGGAGCUAAAAGACUCUCAGAGCAGAGAGCAGUCUGUUGUAAAAUUAGCGAUGACGAAAACAUCAGGGUCACCAUCACCUGAAAGCAAGCAUCAGGUUUCCAAACAUAUGCCACCCCUCAUUCUCAGGUCCAAACAGCAUAAUGCGCUAGACAAGGAAGGCACUCAGGGAGCUGAGGUACAAGUUAAAACAGAGCCCAGCAGCCCACUCGCUGACCCCUCAGAGAUCAUACGUAUCACCGUAGGGGACAAUUUACCGGUCAGCUUCAAAGAUUUUCAAACUAACUUUGACGAAGGCCCUAGAUACUUCAGUCCUUCGAAAAGGAAGAUGAAGCUAGAUGGUACCUCCAACCCGUGCAAGAGAUCCAGGGUCUUAAAUGAACACCAGUUUAUGCAUGACGACGGCACAUCCGGUGAAACCCCUCACAACUCCAACGUAGACGAAAGCAAUCAGGAACCAGGGGAGCUGAGGCCUAGCAAGAUGUUCAAAUGCUGGAGCUGCCUGAAGGUGUUCAGGUCAAACGCUGGUCUGUACCGGCAUGUCAACAUGUACCACAAUCCGGAGAAGCCGUAUGCAUGCGACAUUUGCCACAAGCGCUUCCACACCAACUUCAAAGUGUGGACGCACUGCCAAACACAGCACGGUGUGGUCCAAAACCCUGCCCCGUCAUCCAGCUCUUACUCCGUGCUGGACGAGAAGUUCCAGAGGAAGCUUAUAGAUAUUGUGCGAGAGCGGGAGAUCAAGAAAGCCUUGAUAAUGAAGCUCAGGAGAAACAAGCAAGGUCUGCAGGCACAACCUUUUGCCAAGAAAAACCGAAGGUCUAGAUCUUACGGGUGUCCCUAUUGCGGUAAAAUGUUCUUUUUCCAGUCGCAUUUCAAACUGCAUAUGAAAGUACAUACAGCAGAGAGAGCUAGCAUUGAUGCACAAGAUGAUGAUGAUCUACAUGAGAGGCAGGACCAAGCUGGGCAUGUCAAGGAGAACCAAAACAAGGAUGUGUUUCCCUGUAGGUUGUGCAAUCAGAAACUGCUCUCUCUGGCAGAGCUGGAGGAUCAUGAGAGAGCUUGCAGGUAUGCAACGGUCUGCCCUUACUGCGGCCUUAGAUUCUCCAACACGUUGGUGAAAAAGGACCACGAGGCCCACUGCAAGUACAAGAAGCUGACCUGCCUGGAGUGCAUGCGCACGUUUAAGUCAUCUUUCAGUAUAUGGCGGCACCAAGUAGAAGUUCACAACCAGAACAUGAUGAACGUGAGGGAGCAGCUGACCCAAGGCCACCAAGAUGUUAACCGGGAAGCUGGGGAUGCCCUAAGAUCUAUACCGCCGCCGUCUAAGGAGUCCAUGGCACGGGCCGAUUUGAACAGAGAAGAAGCAGCGUACAGCGACUCCUCAGCUCCCGCUACCUUCGAUUCCGAGGAUUCUUCGUCUUAUGUCCCAGAGGAUUUGAGCACAGGUCCGAGUGAGCUGAGGGUAAAAGAGGAGCCGCAGGAAGCGGCAGUAACAGACGGGGAGCAAACCACUGCCAAACCUGCACCCUUGGAAGAGGCAGGUGUCUGGCCUUGUGAAAAGUGUGGCAAACUCUUCAGCUCCCACAAAGACCUCGAACGGCACCAGGAGCUUCUCUGUCACAUCAAGCCCUUCAUCUGCCACAUUUGCCACAAGGCGUUUCGGACCAACUUCCGCCUCUGGAGCCACUACCAAUCCCACAUGUCAUCCUCGGAAGAAUCGGGGACCAGACAGGUGGACAGACAGCCCUCGUCUCCUUCCACCCCAUCUCCGCCUCUGACCAUCGCUAUCCAGGACCCUCCAGCUUCAAGAGCAUCCCCACCAAAAGUGACCCAGGCUGCAGUGACCAGCUCAGAAGAGGAAUCCCGACGGUCCAAGUCUCCAGUGUCCAAGCCUAAUAGGUUGGAGCAAGAAAAGUCAGAAAACGGAAGUGGGCAGCAUGCUCUUGGCCGUUCGGAUAGCAUGGACAAGCCAGUAGCUUCUCAGGAAUCAGACACCCUCUUCUAUCAUGCCCCAACACUGUCUGCCCUUACCUUUAAGAGGCAGUACAUGUGCAAGCUUUGCCACAGAACCUUUAAGACUGCCUUCAGCCUGUGGAGUCACGAGCAGAGCCACAGUCAUCUGUGAGGGUUAGAGUUCAGACUAACAGUGGAGAUGAUAUUUAAGGAGUUAUCUCAGAGUGCCGGGGGUGUUUCCCAAAGCAGGAUUUCUUGUUAAGCUGCAUAGCUUAAGGAAAAAGUGAGGAUUGUCCAGUAGGACUAACCUUGACCUCACCUUCUACUGGGCGGGCUUGACUUUUGCCUUAAGUCAUCAUGCUAAUUGUGAUCAAAUCACCAUAAACGGAGGUCAUUCUUUCUGGCUGUGGGCUCACGUCCAGACGUAGAGCCUAGGUCAGAAUAUGGCUUUGGAAUAUACAUGUACAGUCUCAGUGUGCACAAGACCUCCAGAUGAAUCAGUUCCGUGAAAAGAAACGUCCCUCUGAGUACAAAUAUAACUGAGACGACGCACUUUCCUGCUGUUAUUUGGGCAUCAUCGGUCAACGAACAACUCUGUGAGAUGCAUGUACUUUUACUCUCUUUUCUCUCCUUCGCGUUUCAGACUUGCUGUCAGGUUUUCCAAAAUGUACUAUACUCUACAGGUCUGCUUAGAAACCUGCAAUAACUCUCUGUUCAAAAGUGCUUUGCAUAGGAUGUGCAGGAGUUUUAGUGGCCUUUACCUUUCUUCUGUUCAUUCGCACUUUUAUCAUGUAAUUCCAAAAAAGUCUUUGUUGCGCUCAUUCAGCAGUAAAAGAUCCAAAUUAGAUCCAAAUGACUAUCAUUCUCAUAGGCAGUAUUCAGUGGGUGAAGUUAUGGUCGAUACAGUCGUAUGCAAAAGUCUGAACACCCCCAGUCAAACGCCAGGGAUAAAUAUGGCAUUUUCUUGUGAAUUUUAGUGCACAAUUUCUUUUGUCUAGGCUGAGUUUAACAUAUUGGGGAGAAAAAAAUAACAAACAUUCCCUCCAGUGUGUUAAAUUCAGUAUAUAAACGGUAACUUUGCCUUAAAAUGCGCAGUUCUCUAUACGGGAUGUGUCUUAUUUUCUUGUAGUAAAUGUAGUUUGGCCAGGGGCGCACAAACUUUUGCACAAACGACCGAAUCAACAGACCACACAGAGAAAUGAUCACGCUGUGCUCCUGCUUUUCUCAAAGAUUUGGACUAAAUGAGAUUUUAUUAUUUACGUCUAUAAAAUGCUUUUGGGUUGCCUUAAUACACACGUAAAAAUAAUGGUUCUUUAAGGGUUCUUUAGUAAGAAAAAAAAUGUGUAUAGAACCAUGAACACUCAGAGAACCCUUUGCAUGAUUAAAGGGUUCUUUGCAAACUGAAAGGUUCUUCAGAUUGAUGGAGAAUGUGUUGCAUAUGGUUCUAUCUAGCACGUGGUUAGCAUCAUCUGUUAUUACAAGCUUGAUAUUGUAACGAUAGCAACAAUAGAGCGCUUUUCGGUGCUAUGCAGAACCCUCUUCAGAAAGGGUUCUUUGCAUCAUGAAAGGGUUCUUCAGAUUGAUGGUCAGUGAGGUGUAUAUGGUUUCAUAUUGCACCACAAACGGGUUCUUUUGUUGUUACAAGCUUCACAUUGUGACAGCGGAACACUUUUCGGUGCUAUGUAGAACCCUUUUCAAAAAGCUUGAACACAUGCUUCAUCGAUCGGGGGAACCCUUUCACACGCUUAAAGGGUUCUUUGAGUCUUCAUAAUGCUGUAUAAAACGUCUGUCUUUACUGAAGAACCCUUGAAAAGUUCUUUUUUUUUUUUUAAGCGUUUACAUAAAAUUUACAGAUUUUUAUUUAAAGUUAGGAAGUUUUGUAAAAUCGCUUCCCACCAAGUAGUUUAAUUUCAUAAAUCCAACCGAAAUGUGCAAGGGUCAAGGUUCUAGAUGUGAGAGGCACAGGAUAUGAGAACCUGUUAUUGUUUUUUUUUUUUUUAUUAUUAUUAUUAUUAUUUUGUGCACAUUUACAGAUCCACGAAUCUUACACACAGUUUCUUGUUAGGCUUAAUUAUUUGUUUUGUUUUUCUUCAAUUUGUUGAUUUAUUUUAAAAUUUGUGCUCUUGGACACUUUAUAGAGUUUCUCAAUAGUUGAAUUCAGAACUUUGUGGAGUUUAUUCAGUGAUUGUAUUGAACAAAUAGAAGACUUUAUAUGUACAAAGAGGCCGGUAGGGAGUGAAGUUCUGUAAGCUGCGUUAAGUGAAGUGCAGUGUACACGAUUCCCUCGUAACCGUAUGUACAGAACGUGCAGUAUCUGUGGGAGUUCUCUUCUUGUUAUUAACGUUAUUAGAGUUGGAGUGAGCCUUAGGACAUUCGCACUCUAUCGGUACUGUAUCAGUACUUCAGCCGCACUGUAGUGUAAGGGUUCCUUACUAAAGUAAUACAGUAAUUAGUCGAGUCAUGAUGCAAGUUGAUGGUAAACUACAUGGUUUAUGGGUUUCUUAUAUAAAGUACCUCAUCUAUGCCUGAUUAAUCUAAGAGUUUUAAAAGCUAUCAAAGCACAAGGGGCUUUAAAUCUGUUUUUGUUUCCAGAAUUUUCUCAAAAUAAAGGAAUAUCUAGCAUUUUUUAGCCUGAUGACCACCGCCUGCGUCUGUAGGGUCAGUGGCGUUCUAGCAACUGCCUAUUGGCUUCUACACCGAUCAGUCAUAACAUACUGACCACCUCCUUGUUUCUAAGCUCAUUGUCCACUUUGUCCACUCCACUUACUGUAUAGCUGCACUCUGUAGUUCUACAGUUACAGACUGUAGUCCAUCUGUUUCUCUGAUAC
Messenger RNA from Pygocentrus nattereri (red-bellied piranha), 5832 nucleotides. RefSeq names its product zinc finger and BTB domain containing 21 (gene zbtb21). NCBI's taxonomy places the organism in Eukaryota, Metazoa, Chordata, Actinopteri, Characiformes, Serrasalmidae. Gene Ontology annotation, biological process: regulation of transcription by RNA polymerase II. The coding region runs from base 18 to 3176 and encodes 1052 amino acids. Gene Ontology annotation, molecular function: DNA-binding transcription factor activity, RNA polymerase II-specific; RNA polymerase II cis-regulatory region sequence-specific DNA binding; protein binding. Gene Ontology annotation, cellular component: nucleus. The record is from RefSeq and is a predicted model, not a curated record. The transcript has 2 exons.